CACACUCCCCCUCUCUUUUUAGCAGCCACAUACAAGUCGGCCAUAUUAGAGAGAUGGAAAUAAAGCUUCCUUGAUGUUGUACAUGUCUCUGAAGUACAUCGUGCAUCUUCUUUUUUAGCAUUUAACCAUUCCUCCCCUGUAGUCCUUGGUCCCUCAAUCCACCCCUCUCCCCGAGCCCACCGCCUCACAUCUCAGUCCGCGAAAAUGCGCAGGGACGCCUGGCUACCUCGCCCUGCCUCCAGUCUCGCGGGGCUCGGUCUCUUUUUCACUUUGGAGCCCACGGCAUGGAUCGUUCCCUACAAUCACACUCUUAUCUUCUCCUGGUUACUGCUUGUCCCCCUCACCGGAAUACGAGCAGUGUCUGCUUCAUGAUAACCCUGUUGGCCUUGCACAUAGUAGUGCCAUCAGGGCGGAGCAUGGAGGUCACAGUCCCUACCACCCUCAGUAUUCUCAAUGGCUCUGAUGCCCGCCUGUCCUGCACCUUCAACUCCUGCUACACCGUGAACCACAAGCAGUUUUCCCUGAACUGGACGUACCAGGAAUGUAAUAACUGCUCCGAGGAGAUGUUCCUCCAGUUCCGCAUGAAGAUCAUCAACCUGAAGCUGGACCGGUUCCGAGACCGCGUGGAGUUCUCAGGGAACCCGAGCAAGUACGAUGUGUCAGUGACGCUGAGGAGUGUGCAGCUGGAGGACGAGGGCAUCUACAACUGCUACGUCACCAACCCGCCAGACCGCCACCGGGGCCACGGCAAGAUCUACCUGCAGGUCCUCCUGGAAGAACCCCCCGAGCGGGACUCCACAGUGGCGGUCAUUGUGGGUGCCUCUGUGGGAGGCUUCUUAGCUGUGGUCAUCUUGGUGCUGAUGGUGGUCAAGUGUGUAAGGAGGAAAAAAGAGCAGAAGCUAAGCACGGAUGACCUGAAGACCGAGGAGGAGGGCAAGACGGAUGGCGAGGGCAACGUGGACGACGGCGCCAAGUAACAGGGCCACCCCUGCAGCCCCUCCCUGUGUCCUGCCUUCUCCCACUCUGCCCUGUACGUGUGACCCUGCCUGCCCUCUCUUGGUGUGCUUCUCCUGAACAGGGCCCCAGGGCACCCCUGGGGCCUCCUGAACCCCUCACUUCGUACCCCACACCCUGUACCAAGAGCGACACACCUCUCUUCCAUCUGAGAACCUACCAUGGAGUCCAGGAUGUGCGGGCCUUGGGGAGAGGAGAAGAGGGGCUCCACCCUGCCAGUCCCUGAGAAGAGGCAGGAGGCAUGUCUGGGGGUCCCAGAAACAGUGAGGCAAGGGCAGGCAGUGGUGGAGGAAGUCAGCUGUCCAGCCGUGUAGGGAGGGGUCCGGCAGUGGCUUCAGGGAGGACCUGGGGUGGGGAGCGAGAGCCCUCCUGUGCUGACCCGAGCUCCCUCGAGAAGACCUUGGCUGUGGCCUUGCUGUGCCCCUCGGGCUCCUCCCAGCCCAGAGCAGCCUUUCAGGCUGCGGGCGAGGAGGGCUUCCAUAAUUUUGGGAGGGCAUGUUAAAGGGAUGAUGGUGCAAUUCUAGGACACUGAAGGAAAGCUAGGGCUGAGGAAAACCCGGCACAAACCUUGGCCCUGGGAGCUCUGUUCUGGCUCUUGUUUCCAUUGUUAGCUGCUCCCCUAGGAGGCUUUCGGCUUGCUGUCGGCUACUGACCUCUUGGGGAUGCUGCUGAGGACGGUACUAGAGAAGCAGCUCCAGGUAGAGCCAUGCUUCUCCCUCAAGGACCGGCUAAGGGACUGAGGAGUGGGGCUCUGUCAUUAAUGGGGUUGGCUCCAGGCUGCCUUCUCUACCAGGGCCACCACCCUUGCCUGGGCCAAGAAGAGCCAAGAUUCAGGCCUUGGGUUUAGACUUUCCAGUUGCCCUCGGUAGGGUUUGCAUCUGGAGGUGGGAAGGCUGGAGGGCAGUGUGAGAGGGGCCAAGGAGCCUCCGGGCCCUGGGGCUGGCCUUGGCCCACCUAGAGCCUGUCACUUGCUCCCUUGCCCGUCUGCUCUGGCAGCUGUGUUUGUGGGGGAAGAGAUCAGUACUUGUGGGAGCCAACUUUCACUGCCAUUUUACUCACAUUAAAAUGGAAUUGCUUUAGACUGGAGAGAAGGAGAGGGAUUGGGUCAGAAAUGCCAACUCAGAGAACCUUCGGGGGUUAGCCGAGUCUUAUGCCACAGGAGAGUGGAAGAUCCGUGCGACGGGAGACCGAGGGUCUUGCCUCCUUCUCCAGCACCUGGACCUCCAUUUUGAAUCAAUAGAGCCAUAGUUUUCCUGGUGGGUGGGCCUCUAGGGUCUGGUGGACGGGGGAGGUAGGGUGAGGGUGCUCACCUAGCCCUGCUCCUCUCCCAGGAGCCCAGCGCCUGUCAGCUCAGGGAGUUAGGUGCCAGAGUCUGGGAACACAGGACAGAGACAGCAAGGGAUGGUGACAGUCUCAGGGACCAAUCCCUGCCUCUGCCUAUCAGAUGGCCAAUUUGGGGUGAGCGCAAUAUUGUAUGGGAGAUUCAGCUUGCUUCACUUCAGUUCAACACCCAUUUAUUGAGCAUUUGCUCUGUGUCAGGCACUGUGCUGGGUGCUAGGGACACACACAAAGCCAUAACAGAGUUGGAGACUGCCAGGUCAGCACUGUAGGAUCAAGAUUAUUAUUAUUAUUUUUAUUAUUUUUUUGGUGCAUCUACUUCCACCUCUACAGCCACUACUUCUAGGAUGAAAGUUGAGAAGGAAAAAAUUUUAGAAUCAGGGCCUUGAACAGGGAAGAGGGCAAAUACAAGUGCAAACAGGGGUACAGAGGCCAGGCAGAGAGGGCCUGCAGUCAGGGACAGGCAACCAGCCAGAGAAAUCCUGGGUGAGGCGAGCCCAGCCCCAGGGAGUUCUAAACUCAUCACUCAGUACCUAACUGCCAAUCAACACACUGCCAACGGGGGUGGGCUAAGCCACCAGAUGCCUGGAGCAGGUGGAUGCUGCCCAUCCUCCAAGCCAACCAGCUGGGGCCAGCGAGGUGGGUGGUAGGCACCUCGGGCCAGCUGGGAUCAAGGAUGGUGGUGUACACUGCUGCGGCUGACAGAUUUCAUUAUUUAGUCACCUCAUACACAUCCUCCUCUCCUAGGAUGAGUGAGGCAUCUGCGCUGAUGUCGGGAAUUGUUCUUUUCCCAAGACUCACAAGAUUCAGAGGGGUUAUUUACAAGAUUCCCUAGGUUCCAUCUAAGAAGUUCUAACUCUCCUUCACGCCUUUUGAGUUUUCUCUGUCUCUCUCUGCCCUGAGCAGUUGGGGCCCAGGAAAAGCAAUGCCUCUUGUCUGUGGUCCCCAAGGGCCUGAGCUUCUUUUGUUCCAGGUGCGUGGCCUCACAUGCACUUUUUGCUUAAGCCUCCUAGGUCCUUCUCCAGAGGUCUCAGAGCUUCCUCCCCCGGGGAACCGAGGUUGGGAGCGAAACGGGGUUUCUGUGAGUCGAAGUGGGAAGCCAGUGAGAUGUUCACACAGCAGCCAUUGCUCUGCCCUGCUUCGAGCUGAGGCCAGCAAUCCGUGCCUGUCCUGCAGUGUGGGGUUCAGGCCCCACUUCCAGCUGCAUGCUCCCACCACUGUGCUCUGCUGGUGUCAGUCUGUCGGCUUUCUCACCACCUCUGCCUCUCCUCUCUCAGAACCCUCUCAUCCCCAUCUGUCUCUUCCUCCUAAUUAAGGGCCACUGCAAUGAGAGAUGGGCUGGCUACCUGUGGGAUUUAGCUUACAAGAACAAAGCACAAUUUUUCAGGACUGAAAUGCCUUGAGGUGCCUUGGAACUGGCUUGGGAAAUAGUUAUCUGCCCCUCUAGCUAUGGAUUUAUCACUAUUAUUCCCACUUUAUGAAAAGGAAAAGCUGAUUGGAUCCAUAUUUCUCUCCAUGAGUCUCCUUGGGGAGGUCGGGCUGGUAAAUAUUGACAAGGCUAGGUUAAGCAUAAGCAGGUAGACAAGUGGAAAUCCUGGCCAGGUUUGAAAAGAUAGUCCCAGGCCACAGAAAGUGAUGUUAAGUGGAGGAAUCUUCCUUCCUACUUACGUCUUAAGGAUAGACAGGCUGUGUCCCUUGUUGUGCCUCUUGCUGAUGUCUUCCUUUACUGAAGCUUGCUGAUGUAUUUGUACAUAGCCUCUCUGUAUAGGUAUAGAUAUAUUAUAUAUACAAAUAUAAAACAUCUCCCUACACCCACCCCAGAAAUUAUAUUGCAGGGGGAGGGGUAAUCACUUCUCAGUGCUUUGAGUUGAUUCACCAAAGGCAAAUUAUGGAAUGUUCUUCACUGCUUUUUGUGCACUUGGAGGGGAAAACCCAGCUACAUAAGAAGAAUUUAUGCACAUCUAGGCUUUACAUGCUGUGUGGUGGUUGGAAGGGGUGUUUGGAAGGGGAGAGAAGCUUAAAUGGUCCUUUGUGACCUGACUGCUGGGAUGUAUCUGCUUCUGAGAGCAGACUUUCUUCCAUAGUUUGUGUGACUGCUUGCAUCUGUUGACUACAAUAAACACACUGUCUCUACUGGA
Messenger RNA from Chinchilla lanigera (long-tailed chinchilla), 4490 nucleotides. It is a transcript of the gene Scn2b, whose product is annotated as sodium channel, voltage gated, type II beta subunit. Gene Ontology annotation, cellular component: voltage-gated sodium channel complex; membrane. The record is from RefSeq and is a predicted model, not a curated record. NCBI's taxonomy places the organism in Eukaryota, Metazoa, Chordata, Mammalia, Rodentia, Chinchillidae. The transcript is spliced from 5 exons. Gene Ontology annotation, biological process: membrane depolarization during cardiac muscle cell action potential; regulation of sodium ion transmembrane transporter activity; cardiac muscle cell action potential involved in contraction. The coding region runs from base 285 to 977 and encodes 230 amino acids. Gene Ontology annotation, molecular function: sodium channel regulator activity.